AUGGCUUCAGAAUACGAGAUCUUGCUCUUCGGCGGCGGCCCUGCCGGCUUGAGCGCAGCAGCCUCGAUUGUGCGUCAAGACCACAAGACGGUGCUGUUUGAUUCCGGAAAGUACCGCAACUCGCUGAGCAAACACAUGCACACUAUGCCUAGCUGGGACCAUCAGGAUCCCCAAGCGUUCCGUGAGAAAUCCGUCAAGGACUUCGAGCGUUACGGAUCCAUCACCGUGGAGAAGGUGGAGAUUGAGACUCUCAAGCAGCGAGAGGAUGGACUCUUCGAAGCCACAGGCGGCGGCAGGACAUGGACGGGCAAGAAGGUGAUCCUAGCCACUGGGGUUGAGGACAUCUACCCGAACAUUCCUGGUUAUGCCGAGUGCUGGGUUUCGGGCAUCUUCCACUGCCUAUACUGCCACGGAUGGGAGGAGAAGGGCAACCCUUCGGCGGGCAUGUUGGCUGAGGGUGACACUGGUGCAGUGGUUCCAGCCUUGCACUUUGCUCGCCAAGCGCUACGCAUGGUCGAUAAUGUCACACUCUACACGAACGGAAACGAGCAGCUGGCCGGUGAAUUGAAGGCCGCUCUCGAUGCGGCCCCGGCUCCCAUGACUGUGAACUCGAAAAAGAUCACCAAGCUCGUCAAAGCUCCCGAGCGGGCCCGUAUUACGCUGCACUUUGACGACGGAACAAGCAUCACGGAAGCCUUUCUGGCACACAAGCCGAAGACGAAGCUUCGCGGCGACCUGGCCCAGCAGCUUGGUUGCGCGCUAUCGCCUAUGCAGACGGUAGUCGUCAACCCCCCCUUCAAUCAGACUAGCAUCAAGGGUGUCUUUGCUGCAGGCGACUGUUCUAGCCCGAUGCAGACAAUCACCGGUGCCCUUAAUUCGGGAACAUGCACGGGAGGCGGCGCACCAUUACAGAUCCAGGCCGAGACGUACAAGCAGCGCGCUAUAUUCUAG
This is a messenger RNA of Didymosphaeria variabile, 951 nucleotides long. RefSeq lists its product as uncharacterized. The transcript has 2 exons. Gene Ontology annotation, molecular function: oxidoreductase activity. Bases 1 to 951 code for a protein of 316 amino acids. The record is from RefSeq and is a predicted model, not a curated record. Lineage: Eukaryota; Fungi; Ascomycota; Dothideomycetes; Pleosporales; Didymosphaeriaceae.